This is a messenger RNA of Zingiber officinale, 2571 nucleotides long. RefSeq lists its product as uncharacterized. The record is from RefSeq and is a predicted model, not a curated record. Lineage: Eukaryota; Viridiplantae; Streptophyta; Magnoliopsida; Zingiberales; Zingiberaceae. The coding region runs from base 78 to 2198 and encodes 706 amino acids. Gene Ontology annotation, molecular function: DNA binding. The transcript is spliced from 9 exons.
ACGGCUCCGUGCGUGACGGAGAUAGGAAACGGAGAGGCAGGACGGCUAAGCUGAGAGGCUGCCGCUUUAUUCCGAGAAUGACGAACGGGAUGAGGCGGCAGCUUUCGCUGGUUGAGGGAGGGUUUGUGCGGCAGGCCGGGACGAUGCGGGAAGGAGAGAAACAAUCGGCAGAUCGAUGUUAUUUGAAUCCAUUCGCUGGAGCUGAAUUUUAUCCAGAAGUAGAAUUACUUCAGCAUCUUGAUGCUCAAGACCCACAAAUUCUUGCAAUUGAAGAGAGGGGGACUAUCACUUCAAGCUACAUUGAUAAUGCCAGCUUCCCAACAAAUCAAGAGAGAAGCAUCAAUCACAACACAUCUCUCAAUGCCUCAUCCUUACCAAACCUCUCUCCAGAAGUUAAUCUUGCUGCUUCAAGGUUAAAAAUUCCUAUGAUUGGAGAGGUGGGGAAUACACUUGCAACUGACAUCAAGAGCACUAUUGCGUCAACCGCCCAUAAGAGAAGCACUGAAGACAGCACCUUCCUUAAUGAUCUAAUUGAAUCACAUUCAAAAGGCUUGCCUAAUGGAUGGGUUACUGAAAUCAGAUACUCAAAGAUAGGUCGCUCAUGCUACAAGGUGCACAUUGAUCCAAAAAGUGGAUAUGAGUUUCGAUCCUUGAUGGAUGUUCAUCGUUAUAUACUAACUGAAGAUACCCACCAGUGUGUUGUUAAACCCAAUAAAAGAAAUUCAUCAGAGACAAAAACCAAUGGAAGGGAAUUACAUAGCCAAAAUGUAACAAAGAAAGGUACACCUGAUUGGUUGCCUUCUGGCUGGGUUGUGGACAUCAGAACACAAACGGGCGGGAAGUGUCAUGGAAUGAAGAAAAAGAGCUAUUAUAAUCCAUCUGCUGGAUUGAGAUUCUAUUCAAAAGUCAAAUUGUUUCAGCAUCUUAACGCUCCAAAGGUUCCAAGUUCUUCAAAGAGCUUGCCGAAUGAAUGGAGAAUGGAGAUCAACAAUUCAACAGAAGGUACCUCAGAAUACAAGGUUCCGUCAUCCAAAAUAUUUGAAAAGGAAAACAGUGGUCCACAAAUAUGCCAUUUCUCAGAUAAUAGUCCUGGCUUGGAUGUGAAGACAAUGGCAGAUAUGAGAAAAUCAGACCAUUCAUCAAGCUUGUCUUCUAAAGGUGUAGCAAUUGAUACGACUAGUUGUGCUAGUUCACCACAUUACAAUUGCUCUGAUGGAGAAAAUUCAGAGCAGCUUAGAUUGGUCAAUGAGCUUAGUCCAGCUUGCUCUGCAGGUGCAUUGCCAAUUCAGGCAAUAGACUUGGGUGAGGAAAGGCCAUCAAAUUUAGCAACAGAAAAUCUAUCACACUCUGUUGGCACUGUGGUACCUGACACAGAAAAUGAACAGAAGAAGACUGUGCAGAAGUUUUCUGAACUUGUCAACGACGAUCGCUUGAUUGAUAUUCCUGUUCAAAUGCGGCAAGUACAUAUGACAGCAUCAGAGUUAGCACAUUCAGUAUCUCUCCAACAACAGAAUGAAGACCUGUCAGCUUUAGAUGGUAACUUGGCAUUUUUGAAAUUUUUUAAGACGAAUGAAGAAGUAUCUCAGCCCAUAAAGCGUAGAAAAAUACAUGAGUUGGGAUCCGCGACUUCCAUGGUUGUUGAAGCAAUCAAGGAGCAAUAUCAGGAAUCCAAACAAGCGGCUGCACUUAAGUGCUAUCAAACGAUUCAUUCUGGAGCAGUUGAACAGUCUCAUGGGGCAAAAUCAGAUGUUUUUUGUCAGCUGCAGGAAAAAACAGCUCCUAUUUUGGAUCAACCAGAACAAUCUGAUUUAGUGAUUGGAAGUUUCUAUGGGCAAAAAGACACACCAUUUGUAAAUCUUGUACCACUGUAUGAGCUUGAAAGAAGCGUGCAUAAUAGUGCAGAAUCUACUGCAGAUCAGGAAAAAGGAGAUGCUGUUUUGGAUCAACCAGCUCAAUCAAAUUUGGAUACAGGAAGUAUCUACCAACAAAAUGACACACCAUCUGUAGAACCUGCACCAUGGGAUGAGCUUGAAAGAAACACAUAUUGCAGCAUGGAAUCUUCUUCAGAACAGUUUGAGACCCAUGCAUCAGAAUUUGACAACUAUCAGUCAGACCCAUGCCUCAAGUUUGCUAUCAAGAUGCUUACAAGUGAUGUUCCAGAUUUUGAGGAUACUGACAUGGUUCAACAAUAUUUUUGAGCAACUGGAGCAACAAGACCACUAGCAAGAACUCGAUUUCUAAAGCUCCAACUUCAUUAACUGUUUGACCAAAUUCCAAAAAAGAAUGAAUAUCUUGGGCAGAUGGACUUCCAGCCCACAAACUUGUACUUCUUGAGGGAUCGGGGGAAAGGAUAUGCUUCAUCAAGAGUGCUUCCCACAAGAUUUUCUGCCAUGAUAAUAUCUGUUGAUAAAUAAUUUCAAAUUUGACAAUAUUUUACCUGUUUGUUAUGAUCUUUUCUAGCUAGCCAUUAUUUUCCAUCAGUAAUUUAUCGUCUUUGAUUAACCAUAAAUGUUUUCAGAUUUAUGUUAAACUUGUUUACUUAUUUUGAGAACAGCCGUCAUAUUUAGGCAA